GAUAAGAAGGAGAAAAAGAAGAAGAAGGAAAAGGAAAAGAAAAAGGAGAAGAAAAAGGAAAAGGAGGAAACCGAGGAAGAAAAGGCGAAGAGAAGAAAAAUCGAGAAAAAUGCUUGGAGAUAUACGCCUCAUCCCUGCAAAGAUGACCCAUUUCGUAUCAAGAAAGCGGCUUUGAAAGGCAAAUCAACUCCACGUACGGAUACUUUGUCGAAGCCAAAAAUUCGUAUAUGUAUGGCCCUCAAAGCUAAACCUUUCGACGUGAAGAAAGCUGCUCUAUCCGCCACUCCUUCCGGAAGAGUGGAGUCAUUGGCUAGACCAAAGAAACCUUUGAGUCCUGUCGGAAAAAGACUACCGCGAGAGAAGGACAAAUACGGGAGACCAAUAUUUGAAAUGCCUGUUUACGGGAAAGUGUUACCGAAAACGAAGCCGUACAAGAUGGGCGAAUGCCCAGACGAUAAAGAAGAGAAGAAACCGGUUGUCAAGAAACGUCCGAUCGAUCCGAUUGCUUACGCGCCUAGCGUCGAUCCUUGCAUCGAGCCGGAAUUGGCGAAGAAGCAAAAGAUUGAAAGAAAAAGGGCCGAGAAAAUAUCGAAGAAGAAGAAGGUGAGAAAGGCGAAACCGAAGAAAAAGGUGAAAAAGCCUGAAAAAGUCGAGGAGGAUAAAAAGGAUAAAAAGGAUAAAGAGGAUAAGGAAUAUGAACAAAUAGUUAUUCCAGUAGUAUGA
This is a messenger RNA of Apis dorsata (giant honeybee), 723 nucleotides long. Its product is annotated as protein PXR1-like. The coding region runs from base 232 to 723 and encodes 163 amino acids. The record is from RefSeq and is a predicted model, not a curated record. The transcript is spliced from 4 exons. Lineage: Eukaryota; Metazoa; Arthropoda; Insecta; Hymenoptera; Apidae.